This is a messenger RNA of Capsicum annuum, 2055 nucleotides long. RefSeq names its product laccase-4. The transcript has 6 exons. Gene Ontology annotation, molecular function: copper ion binding; hydroquinone:oxygen oxidoreductase activity. Gene Ontology annotation, cellular component: apoplast. Bases 112 to 1794 code for a protein of 560 amino acids. Gene Ontology annotation, biological process: lignin catabolic process. NCBI's taxonomy places the organism in Eukaryota, Viridiplantae, Streptophyta, Magnoliopsida, Solanales, Solanaceae. The record is from RefSeq and is a predicted model, not a curated record.
CAUUUCUUGAAUAAAACAAGAUUACUCGACACAUCAAGAACUUUCUCUAAGCACUUUAAUUGCAUAGAGAAAGAAAAGUGUUUAAAAAAAGUUCAAAAAAUACAGACAAAAAUGAAAUCUUGGAUUUGCCUUUUCAUCCUAUUGGCAAUUUGCCUUUUUCCUCUUGUUGUUGAAUGUAGAGUUCGACAUUACAAGUUCAAUGUGGUACUGAAGAAGGAGACUAGGCUUUGUUCCUCAAAGUCCAUUGUUACUGUGAAUGGAAAAUUUCCAGGACCAACAAUCUAUGCUAGGGAAGGAGACAAUGUACUUAUCAAAGUUGUUAAUCAUGUUAAGUAUAAUGUCUCUAUCCAUUGGCAUGGUAUUAGACAACUUAGAACAGGUUGGGCAGAUGGACCAGCAUAUAUUACACAAUGUCCAAUUCAGCCAGGGCAAAACUAUGUCUACAAUUUCACCAUCACAGGCCAAAGGGGCACACUAUUUUGGCAUGCUCAUAUUUUGUGGCUAAGGGCCACUGUUCAUGGUGCACUUGUCAUCUUGCCUAAACUUGGAGUUCCGUAUCCAUUCCCAAAACCCAACCAUGAAGCUGUUGUGAUCCUAGCUGAAUGGUGGAAAUCUGAUACUGAAGCUGUGAUUAAUGAAGCCAUAAAAUCAGGAUUGGCACCUAAUGUUUCUGAUGCUCACACUAUCAAUGGUCAUCCUGGACCUAUUUCAAAUUGUACUUCACAAGGUGGAUUCAAGUUGAAUGUUGAUCCAGGAAAAACAUAUAUGUUACGAGUCAUCAACGCCGCACUCAAUGAAGAACUCUUCUUCAAAAUUGCAGGACACAAACUGACAGUAGUUGAAGUCGAUGCCACCUAUGUUAAGCCUUUCCAGACGGAUACAAUUGUAAUUGCCCCUGGCCAAACGACCAACGUAAUUGUCACUGCCAAUAAAAAUUCUGGCAAGUACAUGGUUGCUGCUUCACCAUUUAUGGAUGCACCAAUUGCUGUUGACAAUGUUACAGCCACAGCAACUUUACAUUACUCUGGCACACUUGACAAUAACCCCACUACUACACUUACUACAAGUACACCCCCAAAAAAUGCCACCCCUGUAGCAAACAGUUUUCUUGAUUCUUUAAGAAGCCUGAAUUCCCAAAAAUACCCCGCUAAUGUUCCACAAAAAAUUGAUCACUCCUUGUUUUUUACAGUAGGUCUAGGGGUUAACCCAUGCCCAACUUGCAAACAAGGCAAUGGAAGCAGAGUUGUGGCUAGUAUAAACAAUGUUACAUUUGUUAUGCCAACAAUUGCACUUCUACAAGCACACUUCUCUGGGAUUAAAGGAGUUUUCACAACGGAUUUUCCAGCAAACCCUCCGUUUGCAUUCAACUAUACAAACACAACACCACCCGCGAAUAUGGGCACGACCAAUGGGACUAAGGUUUAUAGGCUGUCUUAUAAUGACACAGUCCAAAUAGUUUUGCAGGAUACUGGAAUUAUAGCCCCUGAGAAUCAUCCAAUUCAUUUGCAUGGGUUCAAUUUCUUUCAAGUUGGUAAGGGUAUAGGAAAUUAUAAUCCAAAAACAGAUCCUAAGAAUUUUAAUCUUGUCGAUCCUGUUGAGAGGAAUACAGUUAGUGUUCCUUCUGGAGGAUGGGUUGCUAUACGAUUCCACGCUGACAAUCCAGGAGUUUGGUUUAUGCAUUGCCAUCUAGAGAUACAUACAACAUGGGGAUUGAAAAUGGCAUUCCUUGUAGAUAAUGGGAAAGGUCCAAAUGAGUCACUUUUGCCACCUCCAAAGGAUCUUCCAAAAUGCUAAAGUGCAAGAAGCCCUUUCCAAAGGAGUAAAGUUUGCAUAUACAAAUUUUCAUAAGAAGAAAGUGUAGGAAAAAACAGGGGAAAAAGGUGCACUAGGAGAAACAAAGAAGAAAUGAGAGACAAUAAGACCAUGGUAUUCAUUUGAGUGAAAGAGGAAAACCAUUUUUUCUCAAGCAAUUCUUAAUAAUUAUGUGAGUGUUAAUCAAUGUAUUAAUUUUUUUUUUUUGGUGAUUGAUAAUGAAAGUUUGAAGAGCUUGUUUUA